AUGGAGGCACACAACAAGACAGAGGUAUCUGUCAGGGUAAAUGAUACUGAAACUGGUCACAAGGAUGUGGGAAGUGAGUGUGAAGACCAGCCUACUGUGUGUAACGUUAGCGGGCUACCUGAGGUAGAAAGUAGCCUGCAGCUGCACAUGGCAUGUUACAAGGGUGUAAAGCCUUUUAAGUGUAGUGAGUGUGGUGAAGCAUUUUCACUGUCUGGUGACUUUCAGGAACACAUGAGGUGUCAUCAUGAGGCCAAACCCAAUGAUGAUAGCCAGUGCGAGGAAGCGUUUCCGCCAUCACUAGUAUCACAUGGCAUUGAGACCGAUGUAGGUUCUCAUGUUGCUGUCAAGCCAUAUGAGUGUGGAGAGUGUAACAAAGCAUUUAGUGAGAGAAGUGAGCUGCAGAUACACAUGAGUUGUCAUGGUGAUAUCAAGCUGUAUGAGGGUAGAGAGAGUCAGGAAGUAUUUCCAGUCCAAAGUAACCUGAAGGAUUACGUGGUUUGUCAUGGAGAUUCCAAGCCAUAUGAGUGUGGUUUGUGUUGUAAAAAAUUUGCUAAAUCAGCCUACCUUAGAAAACAUAUGAAGUGUCACACUCACAGUGAAGUCAGACCAUACGAGUGUGGUAUGUGCAACAAAACAUUCGCACAGUCUUGUCACCUGGAGAGGCACAUGUUGUUCCACACUGGCAUCAAGCCACACACAUGCGCUGAAUGUGGUAAAGGCUUUAAAAUAUCAAGUCACCUGAAUGCACAUUUGAGGUGUCACAGCAGAAUCAAACCCUUUGGGUGUUCUGAGUGCGGGAAAUCAUUUUCACGAUCGAGCUACCUCGUAGUACACUUUAGGACUCACAGUGGUGUCAAGCCUUAUGAGUGUGAUGAAUGUGGGAAAACAUUUGCACAAUCAAGUCAUCUGCAGGACCAUAAGAAAUAUCACAGUGGUGCCAAGCCAUUCAAAUGUGAAGAGUGUGAGAAAGCAUUUGCAAGAUCUACACACCUGCUGAGACACAUGAGGAGUCAUACUGGAGUGAAACCUUACGAAUGUACAGUUUGUGACAAGGCAUUCACGACAUCCGGUCACCUUCAUUCACACAUGAGCUGUCACACCAAAGCCAAGCCACAUCAGUGUACUGGUUGUUUCAAAAACUUUAAACGUCUUGGUGACAUGCAGAGACAUAUGCGAGGUUAUUGUAAGGUCCUUGGCAAGACUCAAGUCUGA
Molecule: messenger RNA, 1212 nt
Organism: Haliotis rubra (blacklip abalone)
Lineage: Eukaryota; Metazoa; Mollusca; Gastropoda; Lepetellida; Haliotidae
Product: zinc finger protein 501-like
Exons: 1
Coding region: 1-1212 (403 amino acids)
Biological process (GO): regulation of transcription by RNA polymerase II
Molecular function (GO): DNA-binding transcription factor activity; RNA polymerase II cis-regulatory region sequence-specific DNA binding
Source: RefSeq, a predicted model, not a curated record